AUGGCCGCUCCCGCUCAGCUGGCUUACCGCACCUCAAAGGGCAUCGGGGUCUUCAACGCAGCUCCCGUUUACCAGGCACUUCCUGGCUUCGACCGACCCGAAGGCAACCUGCGGUGCUGCUGCUACUCGCCCGAUAGCAGGUAUUUUGCAUGGGCUUCACCGGAACAGGUUUCGGUCAUCGAUACGUCCUCCGGCCAAGUAGUCACCACACUUCCUACGCCCAAUGUCUUUGAGCUCGGCUUCUCUCCGCUAGGCACUUACAUCAUUACCUGGCAGCGUCCCUCCAAGGAUGAAGAUGGCAACGCUGUCAAGAAUCUCAAGGUGUGGCAUACCGUUGCUGGCAAUGGCGAGAGUGCACAGGACCGUACAGUGAUCGGGGAGUACGUGCAGAAAUCGCAAACGGGUUGGAACCUGCAGUACACGUCCGACGAGGCGUUUUGCGCACGCGUUGUAACAAACGAGGUGCAAUUCUACCAAUCGAACGACCUGAGAACUGUUUGGAACAAGUUGCGCGUUGAAGGAGUAACCGACUUCGCGGUGUCGCCCGGCAAGAACCAUUCGGUUGCAGUUUUUGUCCCGGAGCGAAAGGGUAUGCCCGCUGCUGUCAAAGUUUUCCAAGUACCCCAGUUCAAUUCGGCCAUCUCGCAAAAAACCUUCUACAAGGGAGACAAAGUUCAACUCAAGUGGAAUGACCUAGGAACCAGUCUUAUUGUUCUCGCCCAGACCGAGGUUGACAAGACCAACAAAAGUUAUUAUGGCGAAACGAAUAUGUACAUUCUUAGCGCGAAUGGCUCUUUUGAUUCGCGCAUCCAGCUCGACAAAGAGGGUCCCAUUCAUGAUGUCUCUUGGUCGCCAAACUCGAAAGAGUUCGGAGUGGUGUACGGUUACAUGCCUGCCAAGACCACUAUCUUCAACGCCCGCGCUGUUCCACAGCACAGCUUCGACCUUGCCCCUCGAAACACCAUUCUAUUCUCCGCUCAUGGUCGCUUUGUUCUUGUGGCUGGAUUUGGAAACUUGGCUGGCCAAAUGGACAUUUACGAUCUUGAGAAGAAUUACCAUAAGGUUACCACCAUCAUCGCAUCCAACUGCACUCACUGCGAAUGGAGCCCCGAUGGUAAACAUAUUCUUACAGCGACCACGAGCCCCCGUCUCCGCGUCGACAAUGGAAUCCGCAUCUGGCAUAUUGGCGGUACUUUAAUGUAUAACGAGGACAUGGCGGAGUUAUAUCACGUGACCUGGCGACCUCAAAAGACUCAGUUGGAGAAUCCUCUCCAAACAGGGAGCCCCCAUGCUUCAGCUGUGGAUUACCUAAGCAAAGUGAAGACCCCAUCCAAACCAGCUGGCGCAUACCGUCCACCAGGCGCCCGUGGGAGUACCACCCCGCUCCUCUUCAAACGUGAAGAUGAGGGAGGAGCGGCGUAUACCAACACUGGAAUAUCCUCUAGCAAUGCUACUUUUUCUAAUGGGUUCGGAAAGCCGCGCCGCCGUGAGGUGGCUGGUGCUGAGGUUGUCGACAAUCUGCCCCCUGGCGCUGCUCCUGGUGGAGGUGUUAGCCUCACCGGCACCGGAGAGGCAGAGGGCGAGCUAUCGAAGGCUGCUUUGAAGAACAAGAAGAAGCGAGAAGCUAAGAAGGCGAGGGAAGCGGCAGAAAAAGCUGCUGGUCUUGGUGCCGAUGGAAUCAACGCUCCUUCUGGCCCCGCCAAUGCUGGUCGAAGCCCUGAGCGACGUGACACUCGUGGCCAGCAGCGUAGCCGUAGCAAAAGCAACGCGUACAAUAACAACGGUGGUAGGAGUCCAUCCCAGCAUCGAAAUUACGGAAACAGCCCGCACCGGCGUCAGGGAUCAGGUUACGAGGAUGGAAACCAUCGUGCUCAGAUGGGCCAGCAACAUCAUCAUCGUGCUGGUUCUGGAAACCGACACAACCAGCAUAAUGUGUCCGCUCACCAGGCUCCGCUGCAACUGAUGACGGAGAACCAUGGCCCGGCACCCGACUUGACGGUAACGAGCCCUGGGGAUGGUGGCCCACAUGACAAGAAGGUUCGCAGCCUUCUGAAAAAGAUUCGCGCGAUCGACGAUCUGAAGAUGAGACAAGCCGGAGGCGAAAAGCUCGAGGACACGCAGAUCAAGAAGAUCACUACUGAGGAAUCGAUCCGCAAAGAGCUUGCCGGCUUGGGCUUCACUGAGUAG
Messenger RNA from Didymosphaeria variabile, 2187 nucleotides. RefSeq lists its product as uncharacterized. NCBI's taxonomy places the organism in Eukaryota, Fungi, Ascomycota, Dothideomycetes, Pleosporales, Didymosphaeriaceae. Bases 1 to 2187 code for a protein of 728 amino acids. Gene Ontology annotation, molecular function: translation initiation factor activity; protein binding; ribosome binding. Gene Ontology annotation, cellular component: cytosolic small ribosomal subunit. The transcript is spliced from 5 exons. Gene Ontology annotation, biological process: translational initiation. The record is from RefSeq and is a predicted model, not a curated record.